GCUGCCAAUACCGAAUUGCCGGACGACUUGCGGCUAACAAAUCGCUGUUGAACUCGGCUCCCUCAGGUACCUACACCGUGCCCCCCACACUGGCGGCGUCGCUUCACGUGCCUCCCCAUCCCUUUCUGCGGAGCGGCUUCCGGCUUCCGCCAAUUCAGCGGCGGCUAGAGGCUUCGGAGAUCGCGGCCAGCAUCGGGUCAUCUUCGCCUUUCCAGCAGCGUGCCAAAGCACGAGAGGUGAUCGCCCUGGCGAAGCAGGCGAAGAUGCCUGUCACUGGCUCCGCUCUGGUCGAGCUAAGGCCUCGCGAGGCGAAGGCGCUGAACGAAAGCAGCAAGGACGAAGGGCGGAUGUUUCCAGUGCCGUUGGAGCUUGCUGGAGACGUGGUCAUUGUCUUGAACUGGAGCAACGCCUCCAAAGUCCCUUGCCUGACCGUUGUCAGCCAGCCACAGGACUGCAACAGCUGCGCCUUCGGCCCUACUAGUUGUUCACCCGCGCAUCUUCAAGCACCAGAACAAGCUCGACCAGAUACGCGGCUCCUCUCCUACAGCUUGCCCCGCCCUGACUGGCUCCUAACACCCAAUUCGCGCUACGAGGAGGUGGCUCACAAUUCCCACUCAGUUUGCAUACGGGAACUGGGCGACGAUGAGGAUGCCGUUCCUACACUACGGCUAUUGGGUGCUUUGUCGUACUUUCGCCUGCCGCAAAUGACCUUCCUGAAGGGCAUCCUCAUCGUGGGCGUGCGGACGUUCAUCAAUCCUGGAUGGUCGGAAGAGAUCAAUCUGAAGUGCACCAACUGCUCCUCUGUUAGCCAGGUGGUGAUCCGCCCUAUCAGCUUUGACCCCAUGUGCCGCAGCGUUUCGCAACAAAUGGCAGCUGCACUAAGAGUUGCGGUGCGCGCUGGGGAGGUCGAAAGUUCCCACAUUGACUUGUCCGAACUCAGCAGCGCGAGGAUGGAGGAUGUGGUGUUGCAUGGUAACGUGGCUGGAAUCAAUUGCCCUCUUCCUGCCGCAAGCCCCUGUGGUGGUUAUGCCGAGGGAGCUUUCGCUGUUGGCGAGGCGAAGGCUUCGUCCUUUGAUGAUGAGCACAUCACAUACGUUCUCCAGAGCUCACGCAGGUUGUCCGGCCAUGAGAAGCAAGUGUUCUUCCACCACCGAAGUGCAAUCUGCUUGUAUCCAGGAGGGCCUUCGAACCAUGGGUGGCUUGUGGGCUUCGCGGUAGUGCACAUGAAUGUCUUGGACAUGCAGGCGUUCAUUGGCUUUGUCUGCUUCUUUGGCGUCGCUUUGCCGCUCAUUUGCCUGGUCACGGCCCUGCUGCACUACAACAAAUACGAGAGGUGCAAGCAUCAUGUGCGACAUUUGCGUUUGGAGUACCAGCGCGAACAGCUGGAACGAGAGCUGGCUGCUGGAAACGAGGAGGAAGCCGAUUUCAAUGCAGGUCGCAGUCAACGAAGUGGCAACGCGUCAUCCAGCACCAGAGAUGCAAAUGCAGGUGCUGCUCGUGCCACCCCGGAAGAGAGCAGCAGCUACCAGCCUCUGGCUGGCGAGCCUGCCUCUGCGACGAUGAGCUCGGCAUUCUUGCGGCCGUCCUGA
Molecule: messenger RNA, 1589 nt
Organism: Symbiodinium natans
Lineage: Eukaryota; Dinophyceae; Suessiales; Symbiodiniaceae
Source: the annotation of a GenBank genome assembly